AUGGAUGGAUUAACAAAUGAUUCAGAAAUGUGUGCCAUAUAUAUUAUAGAUUGUAUUAAGUCUAACUACAUAUUGUGAUAUGGUAUUGGACUUAUAGUUAUACAAUAUAAUAUACAAGUAUAUAAAUACAGGGAGAAUGCUUUCCGCAGUAUGACUUACAGUUGACCUAGAAACCAGUGCCAUGUUGCCCAGCAACUGUCACCAUGGAAACAAACAUGUGGCCCUUCUUCUCUUUCUGCUUUCCUUCUACACAGUUGAAUCUGCUGACUACACAUUGGGGUUUGACAGUGAGAGUAGCUGCACAAAAACCCAUUUCUACGAGGCUGAUGAUGUGUUCAAGGCAUCUGUGAGGGGGAAUGUACAUGCCAAACAUUGUCCCCUUACCUUUGUGCAAUCGGGGGCUUUCAGUUCUGGGUCUACAUACAGCGAGCCAUGUGUGUGUCUUUGUGUGAAGAUACUAGAGUACACAUUGGACAGCUGUAACGUGAGGCUGAGCUACCAUGAUGGCCUUAAUGACUUUGCACCUUCUACCUUUGACUGCCACAAGUUUCCGCCUAUCUUAUGGUGCUCCAGUAAGAACGAGCUGAAGGUGUCAGUAUCAGAACUGAGUGCAUAUCGGGGCGGGAACUAUGCCAUUUCCCUCCAGAUAAAACCAUUCUGUGGUAGCCAAGAUAGUUUAACUACAGAUUCCAGUAUUGUGGUCAAACCCCAGAAGAAGGGUUCCUCCAUCAACCAGACAGCUUUGAUAAGUGGGGCGAUUGUUGGGACAAUCUCUAUAGUGUUUGUCCUGGGCUGGAUAGUGUACUGCUAUCGUUACCGCCACAACAACCCAGAACCCUCCGCCUCCACUGCACUUCACAGAUCUACACGGGCUUCAACACCCAACCAGCAGAUCAACAGAUAUGCACCAGUGGAGAGGAAACCACAAUCAUCAUCCCAGUCCGGUAGUGACCAGGGGGCACUGACCACACCCUACAGGCCACAGGAUGUGCCCCAUCCCGUGGUCGAACCCCGUCUCUACUCCCCAUUCCAGCCUCCAACCCAGACACAGAACCCGGGCUUCAGACCACCACAGCCUGGCACACAACAGGUGCUGUAUUCUGACCUGGACAGAGGCGUUCCACGAGGUGAAAGAUGGUUUCUAGGUGAUAAUGCCCGUGCACCGGGGUUUGUGAGCCCCACCCCAGGGCCGAGGUACGGGGAGGAGGAUCAGGUGUACAAGUAUCCCCAGGAUGGAGAGAUGCACACAGUGCCUGUGGAUACCAGAUUUGUGGUGUAUGACUUUGACUACGAGCCACAGCCACUUGAAAGGAAGUACUCUGCUGGUAAAUCUCGCACCCUACCUGCCAACCAAUCACCAGUUAAAGAUGUUGACAAAAUUAGGCCAAGGGAGAUCACUCCAUUGAAAGAGACUGUUAGAGUACUUGGCCCUGGAAUUCAACCCAGGAUUCCUCCCCAAAUUGACUCAACCACUGAUCACACAUCUGACAAUGACUCAUCAUUUUCUGAAACAACAGAGGAUGACACUACCGAUGACCAAACAGUACAAAGUAAUCUAAGAUAUGCCCCUCCUUUAGGAUUUUAUAACCCUGGAGGUGGCUUUAGGCAGGUUGAUCCAAACUCAAGAGUGUAUGAUCCAAGUAAUUUCCAAAGAAUUGAUAACAGAAGCAUACAAAAUCCUUCAAAUAAAACAAAUCCUCAAAGUGCUCAAAGUGAUUCAUUAAGUGCAAUUAGAACUGAUGUUGAUCAUGUGCCAGAACCGCCUCUAAGAAAUGAAUCAAACAGAUCAUUCAGAACUGAACCGGUUCAACAUCCACAAAGGAAUGCUGAAUCAAGCAUAGCUCUUCAGAAAUCGUUUGUAAAUGAGAAUGAGGCCAAGCCAACACCCACCACAGAGAGUGCAAGAGAGGGACCGAUGCCCCAAGUCCCAUCAGUUCCCAGGGAGAUACAGAGAGCUGGUCCCAGGAUUUCACCCCAGAGGGAGCUUCCCUGGCCCCACGGACCCCCACCACCAUACUCACCUGCAGAGAAAUUUGUGGUUUAGGCUCUCUGUGAUGUGACAUUGGCACACUGUGUGAACAAAUGUGUUGGUAAGGCUGGUUUAGGCUGUGUAUAAUUAGACACUGACAAAUAUGUGUCAACAACCUGAACUCCCUUUGUUUCAUCCCUGACAGGACUGCUGUCUCAAGUCCCUUAAAAAUGACUGGCAGUACUGUACUGGUCUCUACCAAGGCAACAGAUUUGAGGAGGUUUUUGAACUAUGUAUGGAUAUCAAGUUCUAUAUUAUACCGAUAAUAGCUUUAAAGUAUAUGGACUAUAAUAGUCUGGUACACAUUUUAUUUGGCUGUUAAUUAUCUUCAUUCUACAUAUAUGUACAAUGUUUUUUAUAUUUCUUUAGACUGUCUCAGUGUUUAUGGGCUUUUUCUAGUUUUAUAUUUACAUUUUGCUUUUUACAUUAAGGUUAGUGUUCACAAUUUUUCAAAGAUAAUCUUGUUAGCGGGUCUGAAAUUUUAUUGCUUGAAUUUACAUUAUAGUUGUCAUUUGCUCUUCUAUUUUCCAAAGAAAAAAGUGGAGGUAUAAACAUAGCCAUGGUGUUGUUGGCUUUGUCAUGCAAAAACUUAAUCCUCAGCGACAACUUGAAAUAAAGAUAUUGGUUUGAAACUUAGUACAUGUUUGGUCCCUGAAAAUACACACAUGCAAAGCAAGACCUUUAACUCUGUCCUGAACAAUCUUGAACAAUUAAGAAGUUAUGCCCCUUUUUGACAAAGAAAAAAACCCAGAUGAGUUCUGGCAUCCACUUAAGGUGCCAUUGUUCCAUAUUGUCAUCGUUUAAUGAGAUAUAAAGAUACAUUCAUAUUACCGUGGUGGUUGUUUUACAGGUGAUGUAUGGCUAAUAGUGGAGUAUGCAAAUCUUUAGUUAUUAACAAAUUUGUUUAACAGAAAAAUCAAUUGGAUACAAGUCCACAUGCGUUUGUCUGUCCAGGGCUUUUACAUCUUUUGAAUAUCAUAUGAUUUAUGGAUAUGAAUAUUUAAAUAGGGUUGACUGGGCGUCAGAGCAGUUAUUUGAAUUCAAGGCCUUACUUUCAUACUUGUAUAGUAUUUCUUUGUAAGACUUGGAGCAGUUUUCAUGCCCCCAAAGGUAGGCAUAUUAAAAUUGUACCAUAUGAUCUUCGUCUAUUUUUUGGUUGUGUACAGGCUGUAAUUUUGUCACGCAAUGUGCGAUUUUGAAAUGAUUAGGCAAAAAUGUUAGAAAUGCAAAGGUAACAUGUUGCAUGUAAGACCCACAUCCUUUCCCUGGAGGUUAAGGUCACAUUUUACUCGGUAAAAGUUAAUCAUGAUUGAAUAUAUAUACAUGUAUAGAGAGAAUAGGUGGUCAUGUCCGGGCUAUAAAUAUGUCAUACAAAGGGAGAUUUUGAAAUAACCUGGCAAAUAUUUGAGGAACAUAAAGAUGAUGUGAUGUGUAAAAGACAAACGCCCCGAUCUCAAAGGCCAAGGUCACUCUUAGGGGUUAUUCUUUAAGUUAUGUUGAAUAUUUGCACAUAGAGUAUAAUGAUAAAAUCGAGUGAUGAAUGCAAAAAGGUUCUAAGCGACAUGAAAUAAAGAAGAAGAUAGAACCUUUUUUGCUUUCACACCUACAUGUGGUCAUGUCUUGGUCGUAAUGUUGUCCUGCAAGGUGGUAUUUGAAAAAUAACAUUGCACAGAUGUUUUGCACAUAAAGGCAGGUUCAAAAUAUAUGUCUUUAUCUCUGGAUGUGUUUUUGCAAGCACCAAUUUUCUACGUCGUCCCCUCACUCGAAGUUGUAGUCAACAAUCAUGGGGUCCUGCAUCAUUAUAUGGGCAUUGACCAUUGAUCUGUCUGGCACUUGGGGACAUUCAUCACUUACAUUGACAGCUCUUGUUUCAUGAAUUGUUUCAUCUCGGUUUUAUGUGUUCAAAAGUUUUUAUUGUCUCAUUUUUUUAUAUUUUAUUUCACUGUGAUUAUGGUGCUAUUAUAAACUUGUACUGUUUUGCUCAUACAUCAUAAUGUUUAUUGUUUAGUGUACUUUUAUUUGUUGUAUGAAUACUCAACUAUGUUGCAAACAGCAGCAAUUAUAGUGCCUUUUACAUUGUUUACUUUGCUCUAAAUUUGGUCAAUUUAUAAUACGAUUAUUAUUUAUUUACGGUGUAAUUUUAGGAACAAAACCAUAGACAUUUUACAUUAUAUACACUUCAUACUUUGUGAAGCUUUAUGUUCAUUUGAUUUGUGCAUGUAUUUCUUGACUACUUGCAAUAGAAUUGUCAUGUAAACAUUUAAAAGGUUGACCAACAUUAAAUAUAGUUUUUUAUUUCCUUUUGGGGAAUAGGGCAAGUUUUUACCAGUUCAUUUUAAGCUUGUCUUCUUUUUAAAGAUGUCACUGUGGGUCGCAGCAUCGCGCAAAUACUCAACCUUGGUUAGAACUCACACCACAUUCAAAUGAAACUUGGUAUACAUGUGUUUUGUAACAAUACCCAUAUGUAUACAAUACCCACAUAAACAAGAAGGCCCAUGACUCUGGCUUAACUAAUUGAUAAAAAAAUAUUUCACUGUUCAACUAAAAAAACAAACAGAUGAAAAUAGGUUUUCGCUCUUGUGUUGUUGUUGUUGUUGUUGUUUUAAAGUGUUGAGAUAGCCUUGGUGGUUAUUUUUUAACUAAGUAAUAACUCAAAAACAACUUAAGAUUUUCAAAGAAAACUUGGUACACAUGUUGAAAAAACAAAUGUACUGAUGAUAAUACUCGAACAAUAUUUUCACUUGUAAGAUAUUCAGUAACUCUUGUUUUGUAAACUUUAAUAAUUGUUGAGUUAUUCCCCUUGACCAACUGAGAAAACAAACAGAUGAGCAUGUUAUUGGCUUGUGGUGCUCUUGUUUUAUGCAAAUUGAAAGCAUUGUUGCUAUAAUCCAUUAGACUAUACAAAACUGUUUUUGUGUUAAGUGUCAACCCUUAAUACAGAAAUCCUAUUUAGGUAUCCUGAAAACAACAACAGAAGAACCCCUGAAAGAAAUGAAUGCUAAAUGAGUGACAUCAUAUGUAGAAUAUAGACACACAGAGCCUCCUUAGUCCAUUCAUCGUCAAAUAGAUUUUCACUGUAAAAUGAUAUCAAAUAAAACUUAUAUUUGAGACUUGUGUGAAACAUGGGAAUCACACAGAAAACAUCCUUUUCAGAUAUCAAUGGUCAAUAUUACUAGUACAAAGUAUGAAGAAUGUUGUUUACACUUGUCUUCUGUAGUAGGAAUAAUAGUUAUAUGAAAUUAUAAAUAUUCAGGAAAUCGUUUAUCAUAUAAAAUGUUGUUGUUGUUUUUUGGAACCUGAAACCUAUCCGUCUGCAAAUGCUUAACAUAGAAAUGAUUUAAUAUGGCCUUAAAUGGAACGUGAAUGAAUGCGAGCUGACAAUAUUACCAGACAAUGUUUAAAACAGUAUUGAUUUGCGAUGAAACUCAAGUAGGAUUUCAGUUUGAUUGAGUGUAAAUUAAUCAAAUAAAUGAAAAUGACAUGACAGGAGAGUCUGCAUAGGAUGUCUUUUAACUCAGCAUUUUGGGCAUUAAUAAUAAUACUUGUUUGGUGAUAAAUCAAUAUAUAAUAUAAUACACUGGAUACUAGUUUAGUUAUUGCUGUUAACUUUUAAUCUCGUCUCCGUAAAAGACACUAUUUUGAAAAGAAGAAACCACCUUUAAUUGCUAUCUGCUUAUCUUGCUAAAAAGGCUUAUUAGCAUUACAUUGUGUAUGGACUAUGCUGUCUCAUUUAUAUUUCACAAUUUACUAGAUCAGAUAUGAACAUUCAGCUUUAAGUUUUAAUGUUAUGUGUCAUAUAUGUCCGUCCAUGCUACAAUAUGCUUUAAGCUUCAGUAUUGUAUUUCUUACAUCAGUGUUCUAUGCAAGUCUUGUGGGAGGUCUCAUUACUUAUCAUUUAUCAAAUUACAUGUAUUUAGAAUUGAUACUUUGCAAAUAAAAGAAAGUAAGCGUUUAAAAUGUU
Mya arenaria is the source of this 5990-nucleotide messenger RNA. RefSeq lists its product as uncharacterized. The record is from RefSeq and is a predicted model, not a curated record. The transcript has 9 exons. The coding region runs from base 182 to 2044 and encodes 620 amino acids. NCBI's taxonomy places the organism in Eukaryota, Metazoa, Mollusca, Bivalvia, Myida, Myidae.